Molecule: messenger RNA, 425 nt
Organism: Ylistrum balloti
Lineage: Eukaryota; Metazoa; Mollusca; Bivalvia; Pectinida; Pectinidae
Exons: 4
Source: RefSeq, a predicted model, not a curated record
ACACCUAUGACAUCGUCGCUUCAUCCGGAGGAAUGGGCCAAAGUCACAUUCCGGCAGGUGCAUUAUGGGAGAUGUUAAGAAUAACCCGUAAAGGUGGAUUUAUCAUCUUAGUGAUGCGAGAGGAAUACCUGAGACAUCCGGUAUAUGACGACACCUAUGACAUCGUCGCUUCAUCCAGAGGAAUAGGUCAAGGUCACAUUCCGGCAGGUGCAUUAUGGGAGAUGUUAAGAAUAACCCGUAAAGGUGGAUUUAUCAUCUUAGUGAUGCGAGAGGAAUACCUGAGACAUCCGGAAUAUGACGGUAUACUGGAAGUGUUGAUGGAAAACAUGGAGGAAACUGGAAAAUGGAAAACGAUUAAAAAAAGGAUAAUUCAGAAAUAUUUUGCUGAAAAAGAAGGCGUUGUAUUCGUAUUUGAGCAAGCAUGA